Messenger RNA from Cucurbita pepo subsp. pepo (vegetable marrow), 686 nucleotides. RefSeq names its product pathogenesis-related genes transcriptional activator PTI5. Lineage: Eukaryota; Viridiplantae; Streptophyta; Magnoliopsida; Cucurbitales; Cucurbitaceae. Gene Ontology annotation, biological process: ethylene-activated signaling pathway; regulation of DNA-templated transcription. The record is from RefSeq and is a predicted model, not a curated record. Gene Ontology annotation, molecular function: DNA binding; DNA-binding transcription factor activity.
AUAGGGAACCGAACCAACUGGGUUUGGUCCUUAGCCACCGAAAUCCCCUCUUUCAAAUUCGCCUCCAUAACAUUUAGACCUUUUCACCUCAGCCUUAAGCCAGCCAUGGUUUUAGCUUCCCAUUCCGAUUUGCCUUUUAAUGAGAACGAUUCUCAAGAUAUGGUCAUUUACCAAGUUCUGAACCAACCCAUGUCUUCCCAUAACUCUACUACCCUUCCCUCCGACGACCAGCCCAAAACCAACGCCGCCCCUCGCCAUCACAAUUCCGCUGCUGGAGGCAUUGCCAAGAAGCACUACAGAGGAGUCCGCCGACGUCCCUGGGGAAAAUACGCAGCCGAGAUACGUGACUCCACGCGGCAAGGCGUGCGCGUCUGGCUUGGCACCUUCGCUACCGCUGAGGAGGCUGCUUUGGCUUAUGAUAGAGCCGCUUUCAAUAUGAGAGGCCCUAAAGCGCUUCUCAAUUUCCCGCCGGAGGUCGUUGCAGCGGCGGCGGCAGCGGAGACGACGACGACGACACCUCCGCCGAGUGGUAGUAGCUCGAGAUCAGAAUCAGAAUCAGUUAGAAGAGCUGAUGAAUAGAAAUUGGCUAAAAGUUUGUUAUUUUACUUCCUAAUUACCAUCGAUUGUUUGUUGUUGUUGCUGCUGCUGCUGCUUUUAAUGUGUAUAUUUGAAGUUUUGAUUGUUAA